Messenger RNA from Bursaphelenchus xylophilus (pine wood nematode), 597 nucleotides. Lineage: Eukaryota; Metazoa; Nematoda; Chromadorea; Rhabditida; Aphelenchoididae. The record is from the annotation of a GenBank genome assembly.
AUGUUGUUGCUAAACGACACCUUAUUUGUCAGAGACUUUGAUUCCGUCGAUGAAUUCAGUCAUGAACUUCAAUACGACAGCGAGCUGAGAGAAUUGGUUGAGGAUGGAAAUGUGAGACUUGAAAUGAAUCGGGUAAGGGUGUUUUUGCGAGCUUAGAAGUCAAGUUACACAUCUCCAUUAUGGUUAUUUAUUUUUAAAAUUUUUUCAGCAGAUCCGAAAUGAAGUCUGGGAUACGAUAUGGCCUUCAAUCUUCAUUGCACUUCUCAUUUACUGUCUUUGUGCCAUUUUAUGGCUGCUUUAUAAUAUCAAGGAGUAUCGAAAACAACGGAGGAAGAUCAAGGAGGAGAUGAGGAAUUGGGAGAAGGAGAAGAUGUAAGUUGAAUAUAUCGAAAAAUAAAAAGUUUGUAACAUCCGCGACGAUAUGGCAGUAAGCCAUUUCUUUGACCGUACGACUAAAAACUUUAUAAUGGAGAUUUUAGAAAAUACCUCGAGAUUUACCACCAAAUCCCAAUUCAGGACGUCGAAGCGGGGACUUCGCGUACAGAACAUACCGAACUAAUCUCGACCACGCCGGUGACAAUCGACGAAGAGGCUUAG